Messenger RNA from Hippocampus zosterae (dwarf seahorse), 2591 nucleotides. RefSeq names its product maternal embryonic leucine zipper kinase (gene melk). NCBI's taxonomy places the organism in Eukaryota, Metazoa, Chordata, Actinopteri, Syngnathiformes, Syngnathidae. The record is from RefSeq and is a predicted model, not a curated record. Bases 202 to 2241 code for a protein of 679 amino acids. Gene Ontology annotation, biological process: intracellular signal transduction; microtubule cytoskeleton organization; protein phosphorylation. Gene Ontology annotation, molecular function: ATP binding; protein serine/threonine kinase activity; tau-protein kinase activity. The transcript has 18 exons. Gene Ontology annotation, cellular component: cytoplasm.
UCGAGGGCGGUCGGGAGCCAAAGCGGAAGCAGGAAGUUGACGUUUAACGUGCGAAAUUCAAAUUGGGUCUGACAAAACAUUCCAAGCUGGCAGUAACCAUUUAGCAUUUUUGUUUUACACAUCGCCUCAUAUUCUGGUGACGGGAAGAAACGUCAUUGCUACAAACGUGAGCUUUUUCCUAACUCGGCUGAAGCAGGCAGAAUGCCCGUGGAGAGGACCGAGCCCCGCGGGGCCGAAGAGCUUCACAAGUACUACGAGGUUUAUGAGACUAUCGGCUCAGGGGGAUUCGCUAAAGUGAAGCUGGGUCGUCACAAACUAACAGGAGAGAAAGUGGCCAUUAAGAUCAUGAACAAGAAGGAUCUUGCGGAAGAUCUUCCUCGAGUGAAGGUGGAGAUCGAGGCAAUGAAGAACCUCAGUCAUCAGCACAUCUGCCGUCUCUACCAAGUCAUUGAGUCCCCCACACAGAUCUUCAUGAUACUUGAGUACUGUCCAGGAGGGGAGUUGUUUGACUACAUUAUAGCCAAGGACCGGCUGUCAGAAGAGGAGACAAGAGUGUUUUUCAGACAAAUUGUGUCUGCAAUGGCCUACGCUCACAGCCAGGGUUACGCACACAGGGACCUUAAACCGGAGAACCUGUUGAUAGAUGGAGACCACAACUUGAAGCUCAUAGAUUUUGGCUUAUGUGCCAAACCGAAGGGAGGCCUUGGUUAUGAGUUGAUGACGUGUUGUGGAAGUCCAGCUUAUGCUGCUCCUGAGCUCAUCCAGGGAAAAGCUUAUAUUGGCUCAGAGGCUGACGUGUGGAGUAUGGGCGUGCUGCUGUUCGCUCUGCUAUGUGGUUAUCUGCCCUUUGAUGAUGACAGCUGCGUGGUGCUCUAUAGGAAAAUUACUAGAGGAAAGUAUGAUAACCCCUCAUGGCUAUCCCCAGGAAGCAUCCUCCUGCUCAACCAAAUGAUGCAGGUGGACCCCAAGUUGCGCCUGGAAGUGCAGCAGCUACUUGAGCAUCCUUGGGUAAUGAAAGACCACAACAGCCCUGUGGAGUGGUGCAGCAGGCAGCCGCUGGGUCACAUAGACGAGGACUGCAUCACUGAAAUGGCAGUCAAUAUGAAGCGUUCCAGAGAAAGCACCACAGCUCUUGUAAAAGAGUGGCACUACGACCACAUCACAGCCACAUACUUGCUACUGCUGUCAAAGAAGCAGAGAGGCAAGCCAGUGCGCCUCCACGUGGAGCCCCACAUCACAGAGGAUGCCUGCUCUCCACUACAUGGCCGAUUACAGGCUAAUAAAUCUCUUCAUUUUGUCGACGACGACGAAGCUGUAAUUUUGGAUUCGUUGGAUCUUUGCUCAGACUACAUCGAUGAUUGCCCGUGGGUACCCGUCUCACGUCAUACACCUCAAGGGGUGCGUGAAAGGACAAUACGAAUUAUGGACGACAAGAGGAUGGCAUCGCCGGUAGAGAAACGAUAUGGUCGAAGCCCGCCGCCUGACAGAGGUCAAGUGACAGGCCAGCACCACCAAGAGAGGAGGCGCAAAGAGCAGCAACAAGCCAGUGAGAACAAAGAGAAUGUAGCUCAGCAGGAGAAAGCGGUGGAGAUCUUUGCACAGCCUCCACCUCGCACUCCUUCCUCCAACAAGAACACACGCCCCAAGAACGUGUUGACCACACCCAAUCAAAAUGUGUCCAGUGGUACUAGAAGCACACCAAAAGCUGAAGGCAGUGGUUCUAAGGAGCCUCAUAAGAGGAGAGUAGCAGAGAGCAAAGAGUCCACCAACAUCGAGAUCCUCGCCUUUAGUCCUGAAAGAAGGUCUCGUUCUUUGGACAUGGCCGGCAGCGGAGACAGCGGAAAGAAGCGAAGGGGAGGCCGAGUGUUUGGCUCCCUGGAGAGGGGCCUGGACAAGGUGAUCACCAUGCUCACCCCCAGCAAGAGACGAGCGUUGCGAGACAACCCGCGCAAGAUCAAGGCCCAGUACAACGUGACCCUGACGGGGCAGACCAACCCGGACCAGGUGCUGAACCAGAUUCUCUCCGUCCUGCCUGAGAAAAAUGUUGACUUCAGACAGAAAGGCUAUACGGUGAAGUGCAGGACCUGGGAUGACUUUGGCAAGGUGACCAUGGCCUUUGAGCUAGAGGUGUGCCUGCUGCACAGGCCGGAAGUGGUCGGCGUGCGACGUCAGCGACUAAAAGGAGAUGCUUGGGUCUACAAGCACCUGGUGGAGGACAUCCUGUCCACAUCCAGCAUCUGAGCUUUACAAGUCACUGAUUUUUAAUACCAGCAAGCCUCAAAACUACCAUGACACAUUACAUUACCAUUACAUCAUGUACAGUCAAUUCUCCCCCCAUAUCAAAAUUUUGUUUGAUUUCUUGUCAGUUCACAAACAAAUCAUGUAUAAACUGUAUUUAAUGUACAGAUUUUUAAUCUGGAUAUAGGAAUGUUUUGACCUCUAAAUCUGGUUGAUUUUGUCGCAUAAAGCACAACUUAGUUGUCUUUUUUUAAAAUGUGUGUUUACAACGAUGUUUGUUUUGUAAAUCGAUGUUUGUCUGGCAUGUUUGUGACAAUGUAAAGGGAGCAAAAUAAAUGGUUUCUGCAUCUAAA